This is a messenger RNA of Rhineura floridana, 948 nucleotides long. RefSeq names its product olfactory receptor 11L1-like. The transcript has a single exon. Gene Ontology annotation, biological process: G protein-coupled receptor signaling pathway. Gene Ontology annotation, molecular function: olfactory receptor activity; G protein-coupled receptor activity. Gene Ontology annotation, cellular component: membrane. The coding region runs from base 1 to 948 and encodes 315 amino acids. NCBI's taxonomy places the organism in Eukaryota, Metazoa, Chordata, Lepidosauria, Squamata, Rhineuridae. The record is from RefSeq and is a predicted model, not a curated record.
AUGGAUAAUAAAGAACAGAACAAUCAAACAUUAGUCAGAGAAUUCAUCCUCCUGGGAUUUGGGAAUAUCCAUGCAUAUCAACGCCUUCUUUUCCUGGUGUUUCUAGUGAUCUACCUUGUGACUAUGGUGGGGAACCUUCUGAUUGUUAUCUUAGUUGCAGCUGAUCAACACCUUCACACUCCCAUGUACUUUUUCCUGGCAAAUUUGUCUUCCUUGGAGUCAUGCUACAUCUCAACAAUUUUGCCCAGAAUGCUGGACAGUUUACUAACUGGACAUCAGUCUAUGUUGGUGAAUUCUUGUUUCACGCAACUAUAUUUCUUUGGGGGUUUGGCUACUGCAGAAUGCUAUCUCCUUGCGGCUAUGUCUUAUGAUCGGUACCUAGCAAUAUGCAAGCCAUUGCAUUAUGUGACCAUUAUGGAUGUCAGAUUCUCCCUUCAGCUUGCAAGUUGUUCUUGGGUCAUUGGGUUGCUUGUUAACUCUUUAACAACCUAUUCAAUGACACACUUAGAAUUCUGCGGACCUAAUGUAAUUGACCACUUCUUCUGUGAUUUCACACCACUGCUUCAAUUGUCCUGCAGCAAUACCCAAAAAAUACAGCUAUUGAUAUUUGUUCUGUCUGCUCUGUUUGGAUUGCUGCCAUUUCUUUUAACUCUCAUUUCCUACAGCUACAUCAUAAAAACCAUUAUGAGGAUCCCAUCCACUUUAGGAAGGAAAAAGGCAUUUUCUACCUGCUCAUCACAUCUCAUUGUGGUUACACUCUUUUACGGAACUAUAGUAAUUGUAUACGUGUUACCAAAAACCAGAACACUUAGGGAUCUUAACAAGGUCUGCUCUGUCUUCUACACUGUCUUGACUCCCUUGGUGAAUCCUUUUGUUUAUAGCCUGAGAAAUAAAGACAUUAAACAAGCUUUAAUGAAAGCAGUCAGACAUUUUGUUGAUAGACCAUAA